Cyprinodon tularosa is the source of this 2563-nucleotide messenger RNA. Its product is annotated as obg-like ATPase 1. The transcript has 11 exons. Gene Ontology annotation, molecular function: GTP binding; ATP binding; ATP hydrolysis activity. The record is from RefSeq and is a predicted model, not a curated record. NCBI's taxonomy places the organism in Eukaryota, Metazoa, Chordata, Actinopteri, Cyprinodontiformes, Cyprinodontidae. Gene Ontology annotation, cellular component: cytoplasm. Bases 144 to 1340 code for a protein of 398 amino acids.
AUGUUGCUAUUUUGAGCACAUGCAGAAGAGUUCAAGCUGAAGCGCUUACAGUCAGCCUGGUUAUGUUCAAGUACUGAAUGAAUAUGCUUUUCUGAGUGUGUCACCUGCAUUAGAAGUCGAUUCAGGAUUUAAGAGUGAGAGACAUGGCUCCAAAAAAGGCCAAAGGAGAUGAUGCACCAAAGCCACCACCGCUGAUUGGAAGGUUUGGAACUUCUCUGAAGAUAGGGAUUGUCGGUUUGCCCAAUGUUGGGAAGUCAACCUUUUUCAACGUGCUGACAAAGAGUCAGGCUGCAGCAGAAAAUUUCCCCUUCUGCACCAUUGACCCAAAUGAAAGCAGAGUGCCCAUUCCAGAUGAACGCUAUGAUUUCCUCUGCCAAUUCCACAAACCUCCCAGUAAAAUCCCAGCAUUUCUCAAUGUUGUGGACAUUGCUGGUCUGGUGAAAGGUGCCCAUGUUGGCCAAGGGCUGGGAAAUGCCUUCCUAUCCCACAUCAGCGCCUGCGAUGGCAUCUUCCACCUGACACGGGCUUUUGAGGAUGAGGAUAUCAUCCAUGUGGAGGGGACUGUGGACCCUGUUCGAGAUAUGGAGAUCAUCCAUGAGGAGCUGAGGCUGAAGGAUGUGGAGAUGAUCGUCCCCAUUAUCGACAAGCUGGAGAAGACGGCCAUUAGAGGCGGUGACAAGAAACUCAAACCAGAAUAUGACGUUAUGUGCAAAGUAAAGAGCUGGGUUGUGGAUGAAAAGAAGCAUGUUCGUUACUAUCAUGACUGGAACGAUAAGGAGAUUGAAGUGUUGAACAAAUACUUGUUUUUGACAUCCAAACCAAUGAUCUACCUCGUUAAUCUGUCUGAGAAAGACUACAUAAGGAGGAAGAACAAAUGGCUGGUGAAAAUCAAGGAGUGGGUGGACAGUCACGACCCCGGAGCCUUGGUCAUCCCCUUCAGCGGCAACCUGGAGAGUCGACUACAGGACUUUAACGAAGAAGAGAGACUGAAAUACUGCAAAGAGCACAAGACGCAGAGUGCCCUAAGCAAGAUCAUCAAGGCUGGCUACGCAGCCCUGCAGCUUGAGUACUUCUUCACCGCUGGCCCAGAUGAGGUUCGCGCCUGGACCAUCCGGAAAGGAACUAAGGCUCCACAGGCUGCAGGGAAGAUCCACACGGACUUCGAGAGGGGCUUCAUUAUGGCAGAAGUAAUGAAAUUCCAGGAUUUUAAAGAAGAGGGCAGCGAGAGCGCUGUCAAGGCAGCUGGGAAAUACCGACAGCAAGGAAGAAACUACACGGUUGAGGAUGGAGACAUCAUCUUUUUCAAAUUCAAUGCACCAAACGCACCAAAGAAGAAGUGACUUAGGAGGAAUAUUGUUGUUUACACAGCUGACUUUAUUUUUUUCAUUAUUUUUGGCAAUGGAUAUACGAGUAUUCACACCCCUUCGUUUUUUCCAAAUUUCACAAUGUAACGGGUUUAUUCUGAAACUGUUAAUUUAUUUAUUUAUUUAUUUAUUUAUUUUUUACAAGAUAACUAGCCUAUAAAGAGAAAGAAAAAUGAAAAACCUGUUAAGUAUGUAUGUAGUCACACCUUUUUAAUUUUUCACUGUUUCUUAUAUAUUUCUGAAACUUGACAGGUUUUUUCCCUUAUGGAAAUUUAAAAUUAUGGAACUUAAAACUGCAGAGGAAUACAAAAAUAUAUCUACCAAAUAUCCUGAAAAGUACUUUUGUCUGCAGAACCCUAUGUAGAUUUAAAUGAUGGUGCGGAUUGAUCAGGAUCAAUGGUCAGUUAGUAUAUUCUUUUCAGUAAAGAACCAUCCAGAAGGUUGCCUUUUGCUAGCACUAUUUGUGAGUCAGAUCUCUAUGGCAGCAGGGGAAGCACCAGAAGCUGCUCACUAAAACACAAUUGGUGGCCGGCUUGAAUUUUGCAAAAACAUAUCCUAGAUUUUUAAGGCUAAUAAUCUUCAUAAUUUAGAAGCUUUUGUGCUGGAACUCACUGCAGUCUCUCUUGUCAAGCACGGUGAUAGCAACAUCAUGCUAGGGCAGUGUUAUUUAACUAAGGGGAUUGGUAGAUACUCUUAGUAGGUGUUCCAAGCUCGUAAGCAACGACCCAAGAACACUUAUGUCCGGCCAAAGAUGCUAUAAAGAAUUAUAUCGAGCCAUGGAUGUGUUACAUUAAUAAUUUUCACAUCCCACUAAAAAGCUUUUUUGAUAUUACAGAGUUCUGUUCAUAAAUAGGUGUGAUGGCAAAUCCUCAGAUGUAUUUUAGAAAAAGUAACACAAAAUGGAGAAAAAACAAAGGGGUGUGAAUAAUUUCUGGUGGUAGUGUGAAGGAUCCAGAGCAAAAUAUGCUUCUAUUAACUCUGACAGUCUUUCUGUUUGAGAUCGGGAUUGAGGAUCACAGCAGCAUUUUAAGGAGCAUAUCACUCCCCUGUUACUUCAUUAAUCUCCAUCACAGAUGCCAGCAGUGACACGGCUGACAGAGGAGACAAUACCACCUGCUCUGCUCUCCCUCCUGCAGAUAAUGCAUGUUUUACAGUAGGCCAGAUGUCUACACUCAAUAAAACAUUUGACAAAAAAACAG